This is a messenger RNA of Microstroma glucosiphilum, 759 nucleotides long. RefSeq lists its product as hypothetical. The record is from RefSeq and is a predicted model, not a curated record. The transcript has 2 exons. Bases 1 to 759 code for a protein of 252 amino acids. Lineage: Eukaryota; Fungi; Basidiomycota; Exobasidiomycetes; Microstromatales; Microstromataceae.
AUGUAUACCACACCCUUGAAGGUUCGGCGGAGGGGCCCGUCCCUUGCACAGCCUCUAAGCGCCGCCUCGCGCAUCGUCAAGAAGCUCGUCUUGCGGGGUCAAGCCCAGUCCAAUGGCGCACGCUACUUUCUAUACCUCAAAGUCACUGUGCCUGCUGGCACUGCUGAUCAAUCCUAUGCUUUGCUGCCCGAUGUCAACAUCAAGCUCAUACACGCCGAAGUCGAUGCUCUCACCUCCACGGGCGGCUAUCCGCCACUGCACGAGUCUGCCGCAAGAGCUGCUGGCUAUCUAGGCAUACCCAUGAGCUCCACUUCUGCCAUCACCUUGGACCAUCUACCGCUACCGCGAGUCACUACUGCCAACUAUGCAAUCACACUCAACGUCCCCACUCUCCCCAUCGAGGAUGGCAUGUCGUCCUUAAGCUACCUCAUCUCCCUCCAGGUGGAGACUGACCUCGCAGCACAACCUCCGCGGUCACCAUACACACUACGGCUACCCGUGCCGCGCUGCCUGCAUUCUCGCAUUCACUUCAAAUUCCCUUCGGAGUUGCUCGAUUCCGACGAAGUGCAGGUCAUGGUGGACCCGCCCCUUGGUCCACGGGCUCGCAGGGGGAGAAAGUCGCUCGAGAACGGCGAUGACGAUGGCAGAAGCACGACCACCGCUUACAGCGAAGACUCAAACGAAGUCGAGGAGUCAGAAGAUGGCGACGAAGACGCGCACGUCGCAAGCUACACCCAGACGAUGAGCUGCCCUCCUUGA